AUGUGGGACAAAGCCAACGCUCGAUACCCUGGUAUGAUCACAGUUGAUGAGAAGAGAGGUAAGUAUGUAUCAUUCUAUGGCGGAUAUCAUCAGCUACUCACGCCCUUCAAGCUAUGGUCACUCAAUACAAUGCCAUCGUCAUGGCAAGCUUGCUCGCCAGUCCCUGGCAUCGGUGCGCACGACAUGGAAAUCACCUCCAAUGACAGGUACUCCUUUCUCCUCCUCUGCCAGCCAGAAUGGAUAUCUAUCAUUGUGCACAGCAAGAUCCCUGAGAACCAGCAGUGUACAUGGCCCACGCGCCGACGUUAUACUGAGACCGAUAUGGAAACGCUCGUGAGCAAGAUAUCUGAGCGUCCCGUCACAGAUACAGCCGUAUUCGGGGAAUUGUGGAAGCGACGUCUGAAGGCACAAAUGAUAUCCCUUGAAGAGGGGGCUCUGGAGCAUUGGACCUUCGGCCGAAUUGCCCUGGCUGGAGACGCUGUUCACAAGGUACGGGUUCCCUUGAACGAUGCUUCAUCAGUAUCUUGA
This is a messenger RNA of Fusarium tjaetaba, 528 nucleotides long. RefSeq names its product FAD binding domain protein. The record is from RefSeq and is a predicted model, not a curated record. The transcript has a single exon. NCBI's taxonomy places the organism in Eukaryota, Fungi, Ascomycota, Sordariomycetes, Hypocreales, Nectriaceae. The coding region runs from base 1 to 528 and encodes 175 amino acids.